GCUCGAGUGCACGCGGGGCUUCGCAAAUGGCUUGUCCCGCUCUGGGUCUGGAAGCUCUUCAGCCUCUGCAGCCGGAGCCGCCCCCCGAGCCUGCUUUUUCGGAGGCGCAGAAGUGGAUCGAGCAAGUAACUGGCAGAAGUUUUGGUGAUAAAGAUUUUCGGACGGGGUUAGAAAAUGGAAUCCUUCUCUGCGAGUUGCUGAAUGCUAUAAAGCCAGGACUUGUUAAAAAGAUCAAUAGAUUGCCUACCCCCAUUGCGGGAUUGGACAAUAUCAUCUUGUUCUUAAGAGGUUGUAAAGAGCUUGGCCUUAGAGAAUCUCAACUUUUUGACCCUAGUGACCUACAGGAUACGUCCAACAGAGUAACAGUCAAGAGCCUUGAUUACAGUAGGAAACUGAAAAAUGUAUUAGUUACCAUUUAUUGGCUGGGAAAAGCAGCAAAUAGCUCUGCGUCCUAUAGCGGCACGACGCUGAACCUGAAGGAGUUCGAAGGCUUGCUGGCUCAGAUGAGAAAGGAGACCGACGACAUUGAGAGUCCUAAACGUAGUAUCCGAGACAGUGGCUACAUAGACUGCUGGGAUUCUGAGCGCAGCGACUCCCUGUCUCCCCCUCGCCACGGCAGAGAUGACUCCUUCGACAGCCUGGAUUCCUUCGGCUCCCGUUCCCGGCAGACCCCUUCACCAGAUGUAGUCCUCAGGGGAAGCAGCGAUGGGAGAGGAAGUGACUCUGAACCCGACUUGCCCCACCGGAAGCUGCCGGAUGUGAAGAAGGAUGACAUGUCUGCAAGGCGGACUUCCCAUGGUGAGCCGAAAUCAGCAGUGCCUUUUAACCAGUACCUCCCGAACAAAAGCAAUCAGACGGCCUACGUCCCCGCUCCUCUGAGGAAGAAGAAAGCAGAGCGAGAGGAAAAUCGGAAGAGCUGGAAUACUGCCACCUCCCCCCUCGGUGGGGAGAGGCCCUUCAGGAGCACGAGUAUGUUUGACAUGCGGUGUGAGGAGGAGGCCACGGUGCAGCCGCACAGCAGGGCCCGCCAGGAGCAGCUCCAGCUGAUAAAUAACCAGCUGCGGGAAGAGGACGACAAAUGGCAAGAUGACCUGGCUCGCUGGAAGAGCCGUAGAAGAAGUGCUUCUCAGGACUUAAUCAAGAAAGAGGAAGAAAGGAAGAAAAUGGAGAAGUUACUGGCUGGAGAGGACGGAACAAGUGAACGAAGGAAAAGCAUCAAAACCUACAGAGAAAUUGUUCAAGAAAAAGAGCGGCGAGAGAGGGAGUUGCAUGAAGCCUAUAAGAACGCAAGGUCCCAGGAAGAGGCAGAGGGGAUCCUUCAACAAUACAUCGAGCGGUUCACCAUCAGCGAGGCUGUUCUCGAACGCUUGGAGAUGCCAAAAAUUCUGGAAAGAAGCCAUUCCACAGAGCCAAAUUUAACCCCCUUCCUGAAUGACCCUAGCCCCAUGAAGUACCUGCGGCGACAGUCACUGCCCCCACCCAAGUUCACUGCCACUGUGGAGACCACCAUCACUCGGACCAGCGUUCUGGACACCAGCACGCCAGCAGGCAGCGGGUCUCCAAGCAAAACCGUCACCCCCAAAGCUGUGCCUAUGCUGACACCCAAGCCUUAUUCCCAGCCCAAAAACUCGCAAGAGGUUCUGAAGACCUUUAAGGUAGAUGGGAAAGUCAGCGUGAAUGGAGAAACAGUUCAUGGUGACAAAAUGGAGAAGGAGAAAGAAGGUCCCGCGGUGGCCCCUGCCCCCUCGUUAACCAAAUCCCAGAUGUUUGAAGGUGUGGCCAGAGUGCAUGGGUCCCUAGUGGAACUCAGACAAGGCAACAGGAGCAUUGAGAUCAGCAUAAAGAAGCCAAAUUCUGUUGCCCAAGAACUAAGAGCAGCCACUGAGGAAACUGAACAGAACAGUCAAGAGGAUGUAAAUGAUGGCGACAAACCACAGAAAGGGAGUACGGAACUUGCCCCAUCAGAGCCACAGCAUUUUACAACAACCGUGACGCGAUCCAGCCCAACCGUGCCCUUUGUGGAGUUUUCCUCCAGCGCCCCGCUGAAGAAUGAUGCGCCGGAAGAAAAAGACCAGAAGAAAGUGGAAGAUGAGAUGAGUGGAAAGGUGGAGUUGGUGCUGUCACAAAAGGUGGCAAAGCCAAAGUCACCAGAACCAGAAGCAACCCUGACGUAUCCAUUUCUGGACAAAAUGUCUGAAACCAACCAAUUACACUUGCCAAAUCUCUGUUCUCAAGAGUCCCCAGGCCCUGCCAGCAUCCCGCUGAGAGUUCAGAACUCUUGGCGACGUUCCCAGUUUUUCUCCCAGUCAGUGGAUUCUCCAGGCAGUGAAAAGUCACCUGUAACUACACCUCAGUUUAAGUUCUGGGCAUGGGACCCAGAAGAGGAGCGCCGGCGACAGGAAAAAUGGCAACAGGAGCAGGAACGUUUGCUUCAGGAGAGAUACCAGAAGGAACAGAACAAGCUAAAAGAAGAGUGGGAAAAAGCCCAGAAGGAGGUGGAAGAGGAGGAACGCAGAUACUAUGAGGAGGAGCGCAAAAUAAUUGAAGACACCGUGGUUCCAUUUACUCUUUCUUCAAGUUCUGCAGACCAGCUAUCUACAUCCUCCUCUGUGACCGAAGGCAGUGGGAAAAUGAAUAAGAUGGACUUGGAAAACGGUCGAGAGGAAGAACAAGAGACAAGACGGAGGAAGCCACUCCAGGGAGACAACAGUGAUUUAUUGCAUAACCCUCGGGAAGAUCCGCCACCAGAGGAAGUGGGCAGCCUAACUCAAGGGGCCUUGGCUCAUUCUAAGAAUCCUGUAUCGAAAGGAGGCCAUCAGGACCAACAGUUGGAUACACAAACUGGGGCCCUACACUGUGGGAUGAACUCACAGCUAGCUCAGGAUCCAUCCCAGAGUCAGCAGGUAUCAAACCCAUCGAUGCACAUUCUAGAAGAUGUGAAGCCAAAAACCCUCCCUUUGGAUAAAAACAUUAACCAUCAGAUCGAAUCUCCAGGUGAAAGACGGAAGAAAAGCCCUCGAGAGAAUUUCCAGGCUGGGCACUUGUCCCCCUGUUCCCCCACCCCUCCUGGCCAAUCACCAAACAGGUCUAUCAGCGGGAAGAAGCUGUGCUCGUCCUGUGGGCUCCCUCUGGGCAAAGGAGCCGCCAUGAUCAUCGAGACCCUCCAUCUCUAUUUCCACAUCCAGUGCUUUAGGUGUGGGAUUUGUAAAGGACAGCUUGGAGAUGCAGUGAGUGGGACGGAUGUUAGGAUUCGAAAUGGUCUUCUGAACUGUAAUGAUUGCUACAUGCGAUCCAGAAGUGCUGGCCAGCCCACAACAUUGUGACGUGCUUUUCAAGCUUCCAGGUCACUCACCUUUUCUUUCUGGAGGGUGUCCCCUGGCGACCAUUUCACCAAAUCCCAAGUGUGGGGGCUCCUUGGCGUUUACCUAAUUUCAGAAAGGCUGUUCUAAAAGACGGUAUCUGUUCUUCUGUAGCACAGUGUUUGCAUUCUUCCUGGUUUUCCGUUUCGGUUUUGAUUUUUGUUUUCUUUUGGUUUUGCAUUUGCACAGUAUAUACAAAUGAAUAAAUACAGUGUCAUGAUCCUGAAGUUCACACGAAGGUCUUACUGUGGGCCAACAGGCUUAUGGUUUCAAAUGGGUUCUUCUCUUCUCUGAGAGUUCCUGAGAUGAAUGAGGCAAUAAACUUGUUUCGUUGUAGUAUUUUUAGGAAUUAAACACUUCAUGUUUACAGAAUUGAGCUGCAGAAAGUGCAAGACAUGCCAAUUUGAGAUGUGUUGUCUUCUACAAUAGAAGCCUAGCAUUCAUGCAUUUCAGAAACUAAAAAUCACACCGUAGAGCUCUGAGCUAUAACUUGUUUUAACGCAGAGACGCUAGUCUGAUACUACAUACUGUAAUCCCGAGACAUCUCUUACUUACCUUUGGAGGUGGAAGUCCUACCAAUAAAUUAUUGCGCCGUUCGAUUUUGUGUGCUUUGGAAGUUCUGUCAUUUACAGAGGCUGGUCCGUUAAAUAAAGCGAACCCUUGCAGUAUCAGCUCGACUUACUCCAUGGGGACACUGCCCAAGGGUAGGAAGAAACCAUAGGGAAAUAUUUCAGUCAUCGUCUCCAAAGUUCUUACCAAAAUCUGUGAGGAAGUUUUAUCUCCAGAAGAGUGGUGAGUCAGUGAGAGCCGGGAGGGUUUUGGUGCUUGCUUCUUUUCAGGCUGUAGAUUGAAUAAGAGACUCCGUGUGAGGCCUUUGGAAGCUGUCACCAAGAUCAGUCCAUCAUGAAGUGUGACCCGGGCUCACCCUUGCCUACAAGUUCUUCUUGAGGGCCCGAAGGUGUCUAAAGCAAAGCAUUAAGACCCUCCUCCUAGAACCCAAUGACAUAUGUCGUCAUGAGCCACCAACGAGCGAUCAGCAAGAAGAACUUCCAACUCACAGUGCACCCGGCCCACUGCAGUGGACAUGUGCCCUCUCCCGUUCUCCUCGAUCACCAACCUUCUUGACUGUUGACAAUUCUAGAACUUUAGAGCGGAGCUCUUGUGGAGAGCUGGCCUCCUGUCUGCCCUGUGUGAUGAGUUUCCACUGGCCAAGAAAGGACUCCAGUUACUAAAAAGCAUCACGUUUUAGAUCUCCAGGCUGUUUUUCUUUAAGACUGGGGAAAGGGGAACUAUUUAUUCUGCCUUAAAAUGACGGCAAAUAAGUGAAGAUGACAUUUUGUGAAUGUAGACUAUGGAUAUACUCCUAAUAGGUUAAUGUAGUCAUACAAGGAGAUUAAGUAGAUGUUUUUCUGUUUAUGUAAGCAAUAAUUUUUUUUCCUGUGUCUUAUUGAGUAGGGCUAGCAAUUAUUUAUUUACAUGCUAGACUGUUCUCUGCAUGCAGGUUCCAUGUAAGUGCAGAAAUUCCCUCAGCCACUGGAGGUAAUUUGACCAUCUUGUCAUUUGGAAGAGCUGUUGUUAGAUUGGAAUUUACACAUCAUUUCAUUAAAAAAUUGUGCCUUAGAAAAUGCGAAGCUGUUGCACAUAGUCAGUGAUGAAUUCUGGAUACAGUAUGUUGAAGAGAGGUGAAGUCACUUCCAAGUCACGAAGACUUGUCGUGGAGGUGUUCGCUGUUUUACAGGAAAAAAAAAAAUUAAAAAAAAAGAAAAAGAAAAAUAGAAAAAAAAUUUAAAAGUUUUGAAAAUGUACAGAUUAAGUUCAAUAUUUUGAUUAACCACUUGCAUGUUUUAUUAAAUAUUUUGAUAAUGUGGAUGUUUACACUUUGCAUGAUAUUAGCAGAGUACUUUGCCACAAAUAAUGCACAAAACAUGUACAAUAUGAUCAUUCAUAACCGAUUUUUAUAGAAUACUUUUUACAUGUGUAACUCCAUCUGUUAUGUAAGGACUAUAUGAAUAAUGCACAUUCUCUUCUGGUUUCACAAACCCAUUUAUACAUAUUUCUUAGUGAGCCUCAUUGUACAUGUAUUGAAGCCUGAAUCCAGUCAAGAAAAAUAAAGCCCCAUUCUCCAGCUGCGAAAUGUGCUCUCCCAUAAUGAACAAUAGUCACCAGCACAGAAUAAUCUCCAACAUUUUCUAAAUUCUAAUUGCCAACUGUUUCUAUUUAUAUUUGAUUUCUAUUUCAUUUGGAGUCUGUUACAUGGCAUCUCAGGCAGACGAGAUCUUGUUUUUUCCAAUGCCGCAUAGCGAGUAUGAUCUAUUUCUUUUCAAAUAAUCUUUGAGAUCCGGGGGGGCGGGGAAGCUCUGCUCUGUUGAGCUACGAUGGAAAUGCGCUUGUUUAAAAAAAGCAGAUGAGGCAAGUGAGUGAUUUAUUGUUCUUGAGGAAAAAUACGAUUUUCCCCCUCAUGCUCCAAAUGAUAGUCCUUUCUCUUUCUUAAGAAAAAAUGAGUAACCCUUUGUUUUUCACUAACUAGCAAACCAUGUCAUUUCCUCAUUCUUUCUACGUAGUGUUAUUAAGGCAAGACCUAUUCUAGUUAUCUAUACACAGUGUAAGACGUAACAAACUGAAAUGAUCCACCUCGUAUGUGAGUCCGUCCGAAAGGUGUUACUGCUCUGGGUGGGCCAAUGUUCUCUAUCAGUUAUACUAACCUUCAUUUAAAAAUAUUUAUUCUAAAAUGCCUCUGAGAAAUAGUUAAAAAAAAAAAAGAAAAAUUAAAAGUUGUCUAAAAUGCAACAGCUUUUAUAGUAAAUGUACAUUUAUAAAUAAAAUACUCAAAUCAA
Messenger RNA from Neogale vison (American mink), 6193 nucleotides. RefSeq names its product LIM and calponin homology domains 1 (gene LIMCH1). Gene Ontology annotation, biological process: positive regulation of stress fiber assembly; actomyosin structure organization; regulation of focal adhesion assembly. The record is from RefSeq and is a predicted model, not a curated record. NCBI's taxonomy places the organism in Eukaryota, Metazoa, Chordata, Mammalia, Carnivora, Mustelidae. The coding region runs from base 27 to 3323 and encodes 1098 amino acids. Gene Ontology annotation, cellular component: stress fiber. Gene Ontology annotation, molecular function: myosin II head/neck binding; actin binding. The transcript is spliced from 27 exons.